GUACCUUAUAACCUACUCACAAAGCAACCAGACAACACAUCCAUCUCUAAUCUCUCUCUUUCUCUCUCGCUGUAAACUUCAAUUCAUGAUGGAAUACCAAACAAACGCUAGUUUCUCCAUGUUUUACGACCAAGACCACCCUCAUUAUGAUUAUGAUGACCUCUCUUCAUCAACUUCUGUUGAUUGCACUCUCUCCCUUGGAACACCAUCUACUCGUGUCAACGAACACCGUAGAUUUUCUUCUGCCAAUUCUAACAACCUCUCCGGCGACUUUUUCUUUCACGGAGGAAGCGCAAAAACUAUGUCGUACAAGAAGAGCGGUAGUGAACACAACUUGCCUCGCCGUUGUGCUAGCUGCGACACAACUUCUACUCCUCUAUGGAGAAACGGACCAAAAGGACCCAAGUCUUUAUGCAAUGCGUGUGGAAUAAGAUUCAAGAAGGAAGAGAGGCGUGCAGCCGCCAGAAACUCAAUAACGUCCGUUGGUGGUUCAUCAGUUGCAGAAGUUCCGACAGAGAACCCGUACAACGGAGGUGGAAACUAUUAUUCUCAUCAAUACUAUGCUUCGUCGCCACCGUCGUGGGCUCAUCAGAACACACAAAGAGUUCAGUAUUUUUCGCCAGCACCGGAGAUAGAAUAUCCGUUCGUUGAUGACGUCACGGCUGCCUCGUUUCUGUCUUGGAACUGACGUCACGGAGACUAAUGGCCUUCUCCACCAUUUUUAACGAGAAAGAAACGUUAACUAUGGAUGAUGAUGAUGACGACGGUGACGAAAGGUCUAGCUAGUCAUAGAUUCUCACCCAGGCUAAAUCAGUCUUGGUCAAAUCCAUUAUAGUUUCUUUUUAUUUAUUUAUUUCUUACAUCCUGCUUACAUCGAUUCUAUCUACUUUUGUUUUCUUUUUAUGACUUUUUGAAUGAUAUAUUCAUGCGUACUCUGUUUAUGACCCUUUUCAUUAUAUUCCACUUGUUUUGAGUUUUGACCGUGUAUGAUGCAUAGCAUACAUACAGGCUGAUAGCAUAUGAUGAUCUCAAUAUAUAUUCUCAACGUUAUUUUACAUCG
Raphanus sativus (radish) is the source of this 1060-nucleotide messenger RNA. Its product is annotated as GATA transcription factor 20. Bases 86 to 688 code for a protein of 200 amino acids. Lineage: Eukaryota; Viridiplantae; Streptophyta; Magnoliopsida; Brassicales; Brassicaceae. The transcript has 2 exons. Gene Ontology annotation, biological process: flower development; regulation of DNA-templated transcription. Gene Ontology annotation, molecular function: DNA-binding transcription factor activity; sequence-specific DNA binding; zinc ion binding. The record is from RefSeq and is a predicted model, not a curated record.